AAAUGAUGUAAUCGCUUACAACAAGCAAACCCAUACCAGCUGUCAGCAAAGUUUUGUCGAAUUCUACUGAUAGUAGAGAAUCCAAGUCUGAAAUGGUUGAAGGCGGAAAUGGUUUUUCACAAUCACAUCUGCAUGUGAAGACUCAACGAAGUGCUUCGGGUAAAAAGGCUAAAGUCAGUGCUAAUGCUGCAAACUCCCUCACAGCUGAAGUGCAAGCCAAUCGAUUGCCAGUGUCAUCUACCAAACACAAAAAAGUAGUCGAAGGUUCUUCCAAUGCACGGUUUGAAGCAGUUCAGGGGAAACUUAAUGAGUUGCUGGAUCUUAAUGGGGGAAUAAGCAAAAGAAAAGAUGCCACCAAAGGCUACUUGAAACUUUUGCUUCUCACCGUGGCUUCAGGUGAUAGAAUUAAUGGUGAAGCAAUUCAGAGCAAUCGAGAUCUUUCCAUGAUCCUUGACGCUCUUCUGAAAACAAAAUCUAGAGCCGUGCUGAAUGAUGUAAUUAGUAAAAAUGGCUUACAUAUGUUGCAUAAGAUCAUGAAGCAGUACAGGCAAGACUUCAAAAAAAUUCCAAUACUUCGAAAGCUUCUUAAGGUCUUGGAGUAUCUGGCAGCAGGCAAGGUUUUGACACCGGAACAUAUCAAGAGCGGCCCUCCUUGCCGUGGAAUGGAGAGUUUUAGGGAAUCAAUGUUGUCUCUGACAGAGCACGAUGACAAACAGGUCCAUCAAAUUGCUCGAAGCUUCCGAGACAGAUGGAUUCCAAGACAUGGCAGAAAACGUGGCUAUAUGGACAGGGAUGAUAAUAGGGAAUCUCACAGAAAUUUCAACUGUAAUAGAUUUUCAGCAUCUCAUAAUCAUAGGCAAGAACAGCGAUUAAGACCUAAGGAAGCAAUUGAUUGUGGUCAGCAGUCAAAGCCUGUGACAACUUCAACUUCAACUUCAGUAGAUGCUGGUGCCCCGGAGAGUUGCUCUACACUAUCUUUGAAUGGAGUUGAAAUCAAAGGGGAGAAAAAAUGCAAGCGCAAGAGCCGAUGGGAUCAACCGGCCGAAACAAAUUCAUAUUCUGAUGCUGUUAUUGGCUCCACCAAUGAAAGUCGGAGCAUUAAUGAAGAAAUUCCACCAGGGUUUUCAUGUCCAAUACGGUCAUUAAACAGUACAACGGAACUCAUGGUCUGUUGCCCAGCUAACGGAACUCCUCCGCAUGUCAGCCAACUCAGUCUUGUGAAGAUGCCCAUCACAAGCUUGUAAUGCAGUCAAUAAUCC
This is a messenger RNA of Lathyrus oleraceus (garden pea), 1259 nucleotides long. RefSeq names its product histone-lysine N-methyltransferase ASHH2. NCBI's taxonomy places the organism in Eukaryota, Viridiplantae, Streptophyta, Magnoliopsida, Fabales, Fabaceae. Bases 93 to 1244 code for a protein of 383 amino acids. The record is from RefSeq and is a predicted model, not a curated record. The transcript has 2 exons.